AUCAAAUGAAAGCAUCAAUCAAGUGCGUCAACAUCAACAAAGCAAAGUCUCAACUUUCAAAAUCGGAUAUCCACCUAUUAACAGAGUGCUUAUAAAGCGGCGAGUGAAUGGGAUUAUAGCGUGGGGUAUCUGGUAUAUAAACGACUUGUGCGACGCAAACAAUCUUCUGAAAGGUUCAUCCUCAACCUGAUCAUCACAUUCACCUCCAGAUAUUCAAGCUCAAUUUCCUUAACCUCAGCCUCAACCUCAACCUCAGCCUCAACCUCAACUUCAACUUCACCAUUUCAACUUCUUACAAAUCAAUCAAAAUGGCAACUCCCACCCAUAACGGUGUUGCAACAGUCGCUCUUCGUGCUCCUCUUGGUAUCAUCCAACUUCCCACCAUCCAGCCUCGCGAAGGUGAAGUUUUGGUGCGCGUCGAGUGGACAGCAUCUACCCCUCUGGACCUCCACCAAAACGAUGGAGGCCUUCUCGUGGAACAUCCGCAAGUGCUCGGCGACGGAGUUGGGGGAACGGUCAAGAACGUUGGUCCGGGUGUUCAGAAUUUGGCCAUCGGUGACAAGGUGUUUGGUUUCUGCUUUGAAGAGAGCCAACGCAAGGCGCACCAAGAGUUUGUGACUGUUCCACAGACUUCUCUGAGCAAGCUCCCAGCCGGAUUCACUCUCCAAGAAGCAGUAACUCUGCCCAACAACCUUGUCACAGCCUUCCACGCCACAACAGCUGACCUGGGCCUUCCUCUCCCGUGGCCUCGUCCUGCCAACCCAUCCCCAGUUGACGCCAAUUCUCCAGUUUUGAUCUGGGGCGGAAGCUCGUCUUGCGGACAGUACGCUAUCCAGGUCCUCACGCACUGGGGUUACAAAAACAUCAUUGCCACCGCCUCGCCAGUUCACCAUGAGUACCUUCGUUCGCUCGGAGCCAAGGCGGUCGUCGAUUACCGCGAUUCGAACUUCGCGAGCCUGGUUCUCGAGAGUGCUGGAGCGGAAAAUGCGGAUGGACCCGCUGUACCAUUCAUUUUGGACUGCAUCGCAUCCAAGUAUGGAAGUCUUGCGAAGAUCGCCAAGGUCGCGCAGAAGGGCACCAAAGUCGCAGCGCUUUUGCCAGUGAUUGUGAAGGAUGCUUCGGAUACAGAAGCCCCGGAAUACGCCAUGGAUGUGCAGGCAUCGGCGGAUUGGGCUGAGGGCGUAGAGGCUAGGGGUGUGAGAACGCAUUUCUACCAGGAGAAUGUGUUUUUCAAGACUCACCUCCAGCCUACGAUCAUCCCCACGUUGUUGGCGGAAGGUGUGGUCAAGCCAAACAAGCAGAAGAUUAUUGAGGGCAAGUCACUUCUGGAGAGGGCGCAAAAGGCCCUGGAUACGCUCAGGAACAAGGCCGUGAGUGGUGAGAGAUUGGUGUGGCGGAUUUCGGAGGAAGGAGCGGAUGAGUAAAUGAUAAUUGGGGAAAGUACGAAUCGAUUUGAGGGAAGGAGCGAAUGACAACGCAGUAAAGCACCAAUUCAUCUGAGGGAAGGUGCGAAUGAUAAUGAGGGGAAGUGCUAAUGACUAUGGAGGAAAGAGCGAAUGAGUAUGGAGGGGAUUCGCGCCUUCCUUGAAUGAAAGUAUGGCAAUCUUCUCCAGUGAUUUUGUGGUUGGCAUGAUCACAGAUAGCUUUGAACAUACCCUAAAGGCUCAAGCAGGAUAUGGGAGGA
This is a messenger RNA of Pseudogymnoascus verrucosus, 1684 nucleotides long. RefSeq lists its product as uncharacterized. Gene Ontology annotation, molecular function: oxidoreductase activity, acting on NAD(P)H. The record is from RefSeq and is a predicted model, not a curated record. The coding region runs from base 309 to 1424 and encodes 371 amino acids. The transcript has 4 exons. NCBI's taxonomy places the organism in Eukaryota, Fungi, Ascomycota, Leotiomycetes, Thelebolales, Thelebolaceae.